UUCCCAGACACCUUCAUGACAGGACAAGGCCCAAACUGUGAAAGAAGCACAGAUCAAAGAGCCUAGGCUUGAGCUUCUGGCCAAGACACACACACUUUUUUUUCACAGGAGAUCCGGGUGGGUGUCCACCUGGGAAAGAGAUUCAUUCCAUCACAACACAUCAGCCCUCAGAUAUCCAGAGUGGUCCAAGACUCCAGCAUCAAGGCCAUGUACGUCCGCGAGGACUACCCUUAUCCACACAAUCACAUGACCAAGAGCUAUGGAUACUAUCCACAAGGACAGAUGAAUCCUGUUUGCCGGGCAAGCGGUGGUGAAGCAGAGUUGAUGUCUCUUCCCGUUCAUGCGGCGCUUCAGGGACGAGAUCUGUGGGACAAAUUUAACAACGUCGGCACUGAGAUGCUCAUCACUAAAAUGGGCAGACGCAUGUUUCCCAGCUGCAGAGUCACAGUGAUGGGGCUGAACCCCAAAGUCAAGUAUGUGCUGAUGAUGGACAUGGUGCCGUUUGAUAAUAACAAGUACAAGUGGAACAGGGACCACUGGGAAGUGAGCGGUAAAUCCGAACCCCACCUUCCAAACUGUUUCUUCAUUCAUCCGGACUCACCUGCUUUGGGAGAAAGGUGGAUGCAGUAUCCGAUCUCCUUCCAUAAACUCAAGCUCACCAACAACACACUCAACUCUAAAGGCUUGCAAGUGGUGCUUCAUUCCAUGCAUAAAUACCAGCCUCGUCUACACAUAGUCCAGGCCCCUGACCCAUGUGGAGGCCACAAUGGUGGAUACCUGCGCUUUACUUUCCCAGAAGCAGCCUUCAUAGCAGUUACAUCCUACCAGAACCAAGAGAUCACCAAGCUGAAAAUUGACAACAACCCCUUUGCCAAAGGCUUCCGUGACAACGGACUUAGCAGGAAAAGGUUUCGAGACAAGGAUAUUCGUCAGAGGUCAGAUUCAAGGUCACAAUGGGACAGGCCACUAAAUAAGCAAGCAAGACUGUUAAACAUGGAUGAUGAGGAAGAAGAGCAGGAAGUCUCCAGCUCAGUGGACUCCCCUGGUGCACUCUGCGUCCCAGAAGUGAGAACUCCACCUGCGCCCGUCUCGAACCUUUUCUUACCAGCAUUUCUGAAGUGUGGAUUGGCCUGUGGCCAGGAAGGAAUAAAUCAGAGCCCCAUUUCCCAUCAAUGCCAGCAUACUUUUCACAGCGAGAACAGCGACUCCAGGAGGUCUGAAGACAAUCUCCAGUACAAGUGUGUCUCUUUCCCAGAAGGCCACGGCACCCAAAUCCCAACACCACAGCAGCCUCCGUGUCAUGGCCCAGACAUCCAGACCCCAGCAGUACACCAGAUUUACUCAACCCAUUUCAAACUCAAUCAGUCCCUCCAUCUGCCACCCAAACUCAGCCGUAUGCAGAUGCCCGAAAGUGUCUUUAAAAGCCUGGAACUUAAUCCAAAACCCCUGUCUGACAUUUUCAACAUAAUCCGGCCACGAGCCCUUGCCAAGGAUUCACAAAUUAAUCCCCAACACGACCAGACCGCUUCGGGCUCAAACAGGGAAGCGAAAGCCUUGAUUUUCCCAGCUGUCCAAGACUCUGCUGCGGCAUUUUACACUGAACAAUACACUGGCCGUACAAAAGAGUGGCCUGCUUUCAAUGGGAACACAGGGCAGAGAAGCUCUGAGACACCAGAUCAGUGACAUUUUCACAGCUGGGGAAAAGGUAGAAAAAGUGGUGCUGGGAAAUAAAGUCAUGGACUUAAAAAAAGAUUUUCUUGGGCAUUUUCCAAGACAUGAAUAUAGUGGAUUUUUUCCUUUUGGAGUGGGUAUACGAAUAAAACCGUAAAAUAGUUUUUAUGUGGACAUGAGUGAUAUUACAUUAUCUGGAGCAUGCAGGUUUUCUCCAUUAUAUUAGACUCCGUUAAUGUACAUUGUACUAUGACACAAUGGUUAGGUCUUACCUCAGAAAGGAGCAUUUUGUGAUGUUUCGAGAACCCUGCUGCUUCCGACUUCAAUAAAAACGCAACACUACUGCUGAUUCUGACUGUAGGUGCGAGAACCAUAGACAAAGGCUGAGGGGACAAAAUGUUAUUGUCCAUUUGGGAUUGCAGAUCUACCUGAAGCCCAUGUGUUAUGAGAUCUGACCUGGGAGUGAAACUAGUCAGGGACUUGUUGGAUAUCGGCAGCCCCCAGAGAUGAGCUUUGUUACUAAAUUAUUUACAGAAAAUCAAUAAAAGGAAAAAGCAAUACAUCCACUUAAGCUGCAUUGGGCUAACAUGCUGUGUUUGAAAGAAGCCUAACUGGCAGUGUACUGGCAAAAAAAAAAAAAAAAAAAAAAUCCACCAGUACCAUGCCUAACUUUCUCAAUAUACAUUUUCCCUUCAUUUUAUUUCCCCAGUUUGUUCACCUACCAAUUCCCACCCAUCAGCCAGUUUUCCCCAAUCACACGAGUGAAUGCUACCAAGUGCGGAGACACCAAGCGUGCCAACUUGGUCUUCUAAAAAAAAAAAAAAAAAACGCUGAAUCACGGCGCACUGGAACACCCUUGGGGAAUCGCUAUUUGCUCUUUUACAGCGUACAAUUUCACAGAUGCCAACGAUUGGCGAUUGUUACUUUGAUUGACAGGAGACACACAGAAUGCCAUCCCUCCUGACCAGAAAGCACAGCUCUUGGUCCCUGGUUCCUGGACAUAGCUGGCUGUGGCAUCGUUGGAUCUGGAAAAGGUUUAGGAAUAUUUGUAAACAUUACAAACCCCUCGCAUUUAAGA
Molecule: messenger RNA, 2749 nt
Organism: Silurus meridionalis
Lineage: Eukaryota; Metazoa; Chordata; Actinopteri; Siluriformes; Siluridae
Gene: tbx16l
Product: T-box transcription factor 16, like
Exons: 9
Coding region: 208-1683 (491 amino acids)
Biological process (GO): vasculogenesis; regulation of transcription by RNA polymerase II; cell fate specification
Cellular component (GO): nucleus
Molecular function (GO): RNA polymerase II cis-regulatory region sequence-specific DNA binding; DNA-binding transcription factor activity, RNA polymerase II-specific
Source: RefSeq, a predicted model, not a curated record